AAACAAAGUGUGCGCUCGGGUGAGCGUGUAGUGGGGGCUGGUCCCGGUUCUGGUCCUGUUUCCUCCAACUAAACUUUUCUGGGACCAUGGACGUUGUCCUGCAACCAAAUGUCCAUGCGACCAUCGUUAAAGGGCCGGCUCUGCCGGCGCCGCAGCGCUGCAGCACGUGCUGCCCCACCGGCCUCUACCAUUGUCCCUUCUGCUCGCCGCUCUCCUACAAACCCACCAAGCGCUCCAAGCUCAAGCAUCACCUGGAGGUUCAUCGAAGAAGAGCGUGUCGUAUUGGAGAAUAUGUCGUCUACCGAUGUGGACACGGGUGCAGGAGAAAUCUGCAUUUCCAUUGUUUGUACUGCCCAGCCACGGUGAUGAGGAGAAGAGAUUUCAUCAUUCACGUUCCCUUCUGCCGAGAGAUGCAAGAGAAAAGGAUGUCCAAACAAGGGGAUCAAGAAGAAUUUCCACAAACAAACAGUCAUUCAUUGUUCAUAGACAGCAGUAAUAACAGUGAUAGUGAUGAAAUGGCCAACCUCACUGAUUCCCAGGAUGAAGAGAGCAGCAGUCGUUCUGUGACUCACUUCGUCUACAGGUCAAACGACUGUGACGUCACGGGGAGUAUGAAGACUGAAGAGCCAAACUCCUCAAAAUGUGAUCAAAUGGUACAGACAGACGCUGAAAAACCUCGUGAUUGUGAUGAGUAUUACUUUAUGAACCUUGUGAAAGUCUUUAAAAGGUUAAUUCCACAGAAGCAGGCAGAAGUCAGGAUAAAAAUGGAGAGGAUCCUCUUUGAAGCUGAGCUUGGGUAGAGGUACACUGCUGUCCGUGUCUCAAUGUUUGGGUUUAGGUUGUAACUUUUAGAGAUGAGGAUACAUUUGUUGUUGCAGUUUCACAGAAAUGGAAGAAAAAAAAACAACCGUCUGAAAUAUCCUCAAUCUGACAGAUGGUAUGCAUUUUUUUUUCUAUGGUUAGACUUUAGCUUU
Molecule: messenger RNA, 974 nt
Organism: Cololabis saira (Pacific saury)
Lineage: Eukaryota; Metazoa; Chordata; Actinopteri; Beloniformes; Belonidae
Exons: 4
Coding region: 87-800 (237 amino acids)
Molecular function (GO): DNA binding
Source: RefSeq, a predicted model, not a curated record